AUAUAUAUAUAUAUAAUUGAUUGUUUUUUUCGUGGGUGCCAUCCGUCCCCAUCAGCGUCUGGUUCAGUUCAACCACUGUCUCCGAUUGCAUCGGUGUACUGUCACUCAUUACACUCUGUGAGCUGAUCAGUCCUAGUUGUCUCUCCCCAAAGCAUCUUUGCAUAUUUCCCUUUUGUUUCAGAUUCAGCAGUAGAAGACUUUCUCUUUCUCUCUGAUUGGGGAAUUUUGGGAAACCAAUGGCGAGGAAGAAGAUCAGAGAAUACGAUUCCAAGAGGCUUCUCAGGGAACACCUCAAGAGAAUCGCCGGAAUCCAGCUACAGAUCUAUUCUGCCCAGGUGACAGAAUCAACAGAUUUCACUGAACUAACAAACAAGGAAACAUGGCUAUCAUCCACGAGAUUGGUGGUAAAGCCAGAUAUGUUGUUUGGGAAGCGUGGGAAAAGUGGCCUUGUAACUCUGAAUUUAGAUUUGGCUCAAGUUGCUGAAUUUGUGAAAGGACGUUUUGGUGUAGAGGUUGAGGUGGGUGGUUGCAGAGCACCUAUCACCACAUUUAUAGUUGAACCAUUCGUCCCCCAUGACCAAGAAUAUUAUCUUUCCAUUGUAUCUGAAAGGCUUGGUUGCACCAUAUGCUUUUCAGAAUGUGGAGGUAUUGAAAUUGAAGAUAAUUGGGACAAGGUUAAAACCAUAUUUCUUCCAACUGAGAAGCCAAUGGCAGCUGAGGUGUGUGCUCCAUUGAUCGCCACACUUCCUUUAGAGGUUCGCGAUAAGAUUGGGGACUUUAUAAAGGGCGUCUUUGCUGUUUUCCAGGAUCUGGAUUUCAGUUUUCUGGAGUUGAAUCCAUUUACACUGGUUAAUGGGGAGCCAUAUCCAUUAGAUAUGAGGGGGGAGUUGGAUGACACAGCUGCUUUCAAGAACUUUAAGAAGUGGGGCAAUAUAGAGUUUCCAUUGCCUUUUGGUCGAGUUCUAAGCUCCACAGAAAGCUUUGUCCAUUCUUUGGAUGAAAAGACAAGUGCAUCCUUGAAAUUCACCGUCCUGAACCCCAAAGGACGCAUCUGGACGAUGGUAGCUGGAGGCGGUGCAAGUGUUAUUUAUGCUGAUACUGUUGGGGAUCUUGGUUAUGCAUCAGAACUCGGGAACUAUGCAGAGUAUAGCGGAGCUCCAAAUGAGGAGGAGGUGUUGCAAUAUGCUAGGGUGGUUAUUGACUGUGCUACUGCAAACCCUGAUGGCCGUAAAAGGGUCCUUCUCAUUGGAGGGGGCAUAGCUAACUUCACUGAUGUUGCUGCUACAUUUAAUGGAAUUAUCAGGGCCUUAAGGGAGAAGGAAUCGAAGCUAAAAGCUGCAAGAAUGCAUAUUUAUGUGAGAAGGGGUGGUCCAAAUUAUCAGACUGGUUUGGCCAGGAUACAUGCUCUGGGAGAGGAACUUGGCAUUCCUCUUGAGGUUUACGGGCCAGAAGCAACAAUGACUGGAAUUUGCAAACAAGCAAUUGACUGUAUUAUGUCCGAGGCAUAAACCGCUCUUUGUAGUUGCAAUUUUUUGUAUGAUUCCAGAGUUUGAUGUGCUUUCUGCUAUAGUUUUCUAUCUUGAAGCUCCCUCCAAAGAUGACUGGAUUGUUGUAUUGCUUUGCUUCAAAUGAAAAACAACAUGGUGUAAUAAAUGAACCGACUGUUGGUUUA
Messenger RNA from Malania oleifera, 1672 nucleotides. Its product is annotated as ATP-citrate synthase alpha chain protein 2-like. The record is from RefSeq and is a predicted model, not a curated record. The transcript is spliced from 12 exons. Bases 237 to 1508 code for a protein of 423 amino acids. Gene Ontology annotation, molecular function: succinate-CoA ligase (ADP-forming) activity. Lineage: Eukaryota; Viridiplantae; Streptophyta; Magnoliopsida; Santalales; Ximeniaceae. Gene Ontology annotation, biological process: tricarboxylic acid cycle; succinyl-CoA metabolic process. Gene Ontology annotation, cellular component: succinate-CoA ligase complex.